AUGACGGUAAUUAAGAGUGAGUUGGAAUCGAACCGAGUUCAAGAAAUCGACGAUUUGCUCAAGUUGAUCCACCCAAAGAUCAUCGAGUACGUUGAAAAAUCGGAUCCAAAAUCUGCAAACUAUGAGCUUACUUCUCUCGGACAGUAUCAUAGACCACAAACUUUGAAGGAAAUAAUCACCGAAAAGGAUGAAGAGGAGCUGGUUGAAGGGAUUCGUGGGGAUAAUGACAAGUUAUUUGCCAAAAUCGAUCAAGUAUUCAAGUAUUCGGUUAACACAUGGAAUCCAGGAUUUUUAGAUAAAUUGUAUGCAUCAAAUAAUCCAAUUGGGGUUAUAAGUGAUAUAAUUUUAUCUUUAUUGAAUACCAAUUCCCAUGUUUACACUGUAUCACCGGUUUUAUCGGUAAUUGAGAAUUAUAUUGGGCGUAAAUACGCCAGCUUAUUUUUCACUAAUGAUACUGAAACUUGUGGUGGGUUAACGUUUCCCGGUGGAUCAUGGUCAAACACUACAUCUUUACAUACCGCUAGGUCUUUAUUAUAUCCUGAAACAAAGGAAACUGGUAAUGGAAGUUUUAAAUUUGCAGUUUUUGCUUCUGAACAUUGUCACUAUUCAGUAGUAAAAGCUGCUAUUUUAAUGGGACUUGGAUCAUCUAAUGUGUUCAAAGUGAAGAUUUUAGCAGAUGGUAGUAUGGAUACUAAAGAUUUAAGCUUUAAAAUUGAAGAAUCGAAAAAACAAGGUUUUACUCCACUUUAUAUAAAUUCCACUGCUGGUACUACGGUAUUCGGAUCAUAUGAUCCAUUUGAUGAGAUUGCUGAUAUUGCUGAAAAAAAUAAUAUUUGGUUCCAUAUUGAUGGAUCUUGGGGUGGUAAUGUUAUUUUUUCAUCUAAGCACAAGUACAAGAUGAAUGGAUGUGAACGAGCAAAUUCAAUCUCAUGUAACCCCCAUAAAAUGUUGGGUGUCCCGAAUACUUGUUCCUUUUUACUAUUACCCCAUGUCCUGAAUUUCCAAAAGGCAAUGUCAUUAAGUGCCCCAUAUCUUUUCCAUGGACGUGAUGACGAAGGAGAAGAGAAUUUCGAUUUGGCUGAUGGUACUAUGGGAUGCGGUCGUCGUGCUGACUCUUUCAAAUUUUAUAUGGCCUGGUUAUAUUACGGAUUCAAAGGUUUAGAAGAGCGGGUUGAUCAUGCCUUUGAUAUUGCUCGUGAUUUCAUUUUUAAAAUCAGUCAGGAUGAUAGAUUCGAAUUGGUUUUGGGUUCUAAAGAUGAUUUGCCCAAAUGUUUACAAGUUUGUUUUUACUAUAGACCAAAGAAUUAUAAAUUAGAUAAAAAUACUGAGAUUACUAGAUUUAUAUCUCGUGAAUUACAUAAAAGAAGUAAAUAUUUAGUUGAUUUUUCUCCAAAUACUUCUGGAGGUGAUUCUGAUAAAGGGGAAUUUUUCAGAGUUGUAUUUAAUUCUCCAAUUCUUACUGAUACCGUGGUUGAUGAUUUAAUCUCUAGUAUCAUUCAAGUUGGUGAAGAAUUCGAUAGCUAA
This is a messenger RNA of Hyphopichia burtonii NRRL Y-1933, 1524 nucleotides long. RefSeq lists its product as uncharacterized. Gene Ontology annotation, cellular component: cytoplasm. Gene Ontology annotation, molecular function: pyridoxal phosphate binding; carboxy-lyase activity. Gene Ontology annotation, biological process: carboxylic acid metabolic process. The record is from RefSeq and is a predicted model, not a curated record. The transcript has a single exon. Lineage: Eukaryota; Fungi; Ascomycota; Pichiomycetes; Serinales; Debaryomycetaceae. Bases 1 to 1524 code for a protein of 507 amino acids.